AACAACAGCAAUCAUCAUCAACAUCAUUUCCAUAUAAUAAUAGUAAUUCUGCAUUAUCAAUGGUUAUUGAUUUAACCCUUAAUGAUGAUCCAAUAACAUUUCAAUCAUCAUUAGUUCCAACAACAACAACAACAACAACGGACAAUAAAUCCAUUCAAAAUGACCAUCUGGAACCAAAUGAUAAUGAUAAUUCAUAUCAACAACAACAUCUAGAUCGAUUAAAUCUAUUAAUCUCAUCAUCAUCAACAUCAUCGAUAAAAAUAGCAGCAUAUUUUUGUUCAACAAUUUAUAAACAACAACAACAACAACAAAUAUCUUUUAUCAAUGAAAUUGAUUCCAUACCGAAUUUUCAACGUAUAUUUUAUAUCAAUCAUCAAACAAAAACAACAAGUUGGUUACCACCGAAUAAUAUUUGGAAUCAAAUUUGCUAUGAUCCAACAUUGGCUACAUUACAACAACAACAAUUAAGUGAAUCAUCAUCAAUAACAUCAUCAUCGACCACAUCAACAUCAACAGAUCCAUCAACAGAAUUACAACAACAUCAGCAACAACAACAACGUGUUUUCAUCCAUUCAAAUCAUAAUCAUCCGAUUGAUAAUUCAAUACAAUCACCAACAACAUCGACAUCAAUAUUACCAUUUGGUUGGGAAAUUGCAAUCGAUGCUGAAGGUCGACAAUAUUAUAUUAACCAUAUCAAUUGUAGUACAACUUAUCAAUUACCAAUAAAUAAAGAAUUUGAUGAUGAUCCACCACCACAGCCACGUAUUGUACAAUUAAAACGUGAUAAACAAUUAGGUUUUGGUUUUGUUGCCGGUUCAGAUCGUCCAGUUAUUGUACGUUUUGUUAAAGAAAAUGGUCCAAGUGAAAAUAAAUUACAAUCAGGUGAUCAAAUAUUUGAAGUUAAUGGACAUAAUGUACGUAAUUCACCACGUGAACAUGUUAUUGAAUUAAUUAAAUCAAGCGAAGAAACAGUAACAUUAGUUGUUUGUCAACCAUAUACACAAAAUUCAAUACGUAAAUCAGCAUUAUUAACAGCAGCUAAAAAACAACGUUUACGUUCAAAUCCAUCACGUGUACGUUUUGCUGAAGGUGUUAUUGUUAAUGGUUCACCAUUAUUUCAUUCAUGUUCAUCAUCAUCAUCAUCAUCAACAACAACAACAACAAUGGCACCAACAUAUAAAUCAACAUCUUGUACAUGUGGUACAUCAUCAUCAUCGUCUUCAUCAUUAUCAUCUUCCGAAAUGUUUACAGGAACGAAUGUAUUGAAAAUAUUUUUAGAAAAUGGUCAAACUAAAACAUUUAAAUAUGAUGGUAAUACAACUGUACAGAAUGUUGUCGAUUCAUUAUGUGAAAAAUUAGCAAUAAAAUCAUAUCAACAUUAUGGAUUAAUGUGUGAACAAAUGUUUAAUAAUCAAAAUAAUGUUCAUCAUCAACAUCAUACAAAACAACAACCGGAACAACAAUUACAAUCACCAUCCGCUGCUGCUGCAUCAUCUGUAUCAUUAUCAUCACCACCACCACUACCAUCAACACCCACAUCAUCACAACAGCAACAACCAUUUCUGUCAUCAUCGGGAUUUGCAGCAAAUAUAGCAUCAUCAACAUCAUCAAAUCCGAAUAAUGUUGAUAAUUCUGGACAUUAUCAUCAUCAUAAUCAUCAAACAAAUUCUCACCAACAUCAUCAUCAUCAUCAUCAUCAUUCAAUAAAUUAUCGUAAUAAUAAUAAUAAUAAUAAUAAUAAAUUAACAUUAUUAGAUCCAAAUGAAAUGAUUGCCAAUAUUGCUGCCCGACCAAAUGCACAUAAUUUACGUUGUUUAUUUCGUAUAAUUAUCGUGCCAAUUGAUCCAGCAAAAUUAUUGGAACAAGAUCGACAAACAUUUGAAUAUUUUUAUCAACAAUGUUGUAAUGAUAUUAUAAAUGAACGUUUUGUUCCGGAAAUAAAAUAUGAAAUGGCAAUACGUUUAGCAUCUAUACAUAUUAUUGAACAUGUUUUAAGUCAACAACAACAACAACAACAACAAUCAACAAAACAAAUGGAAAAUCAAUCAAAAACAUUUUCAACAACAACAGUUAAAACUGAAACAAAAACAACAACAACAAUACAGGCAAAAAACCUGAAUCAAUUGAAUAAAAUCAAUUUAAAAUUAUUAGAUGAUGAAUAUGGUUUAGAAAAUUUUGUACCAAAAUCAUUAUAUAAAUCAAUGAAACGUAAAGAAUUAAUACGUUUAUUAUUACAUUCCAUUAAAUUAAAUCAACAUUUAUUUAUAACAAUAUCAACUGAUAAUAUUACAAAUAAUAUUACAAAUGAUAAUCAACAACAACAAAAACCAUCAAAAAAUCUGAAAAUAAUGAAAAAAUUAAAUAAUUCCAAUCAAUCAUUGAAUAAAUUAUCAUUAUCAACAUCAUCAUCAUUAACAUCAAUAACAUCAACAUGUUCAUCAUCAAUAUCAUCAUUAAAUCGUUUAAAUAGUUUUAAUAAUCAUUAUCAUUAUAAAAAUUAUCAACCAUUUAUAACAUCAUUACAGGUAAAAUUACAAUUUUUAAAAAUAUUAUCCGAAUUACCUUGUUAUGGUUCGAAAAUGUUUUUUACAACAAAACGUUUAUAUAAUCAUAAUAAAAAUAAUUCUGUCAAUGAUAAUCAUCUGGGAAGAAAAGAAAUUGAAGAAUUUCUUUUAUUUAUUCGUGCUUAUCAUUCA
Dermatophagoides pteronyssinus (European house dust mite) is the source of this 2696-nucleotide messenger RNA. RefSeq lists its product as uncharacterized. Gene Ontology annotation, molecular function: protein binding. The record is from RefSeq and is a predicted model, not a curated record. Lineage: Eukaryota; Metazoa; Arthropoda; Arachnida; Sarcoptiformes; Pyroglyphidae.